GACUUUACCAUAAACCUUUUGCAAUGUGGGGACAUACAGAGUCUUGGAUCAGCUGUGAAGGCUGGAUUACCUAGUGUUGUGACUGACUGUCUAUGUGGCAUAUUAUUCUACCAGGAUGAAAGUACUGGAGAAAUCUUUACAGCUGACAAUUCAAAUGUAUGCAUCUGUGCACCUAAACCAGUCUGUAUCAGCAAUAUAUUUACAAGUAGUCAACCAGAUUAUACAGAUAUCAGCAAUCUUCCUCAAUGUGUUUUUCAACAUCUUCCUCUUCUGUCUUCCAGUAUCAUCAAUUCCAAAGUUGGCUUUUUACCAGUAUGCAAAGUGGGCAGUGAUAAUGUACUAGCAGUUUUAGUGUAUGUUUGCAAGGAAAUCAAUGAAACAGUUAAAACCAGGCUACAUCAAGUCAUACAACAGGCUGUACAAAUAGAUAUGGUUGAAAUUAAAGUUGAAAGGUAUUUUAAAGUAAGAUUUUCUUCAAGUACUGAGAAACAAAAGGACCACAGUAAAGCCUUAGCUGCAGGGACUCAGUUGUCAGAAGUCAUUCUACCUAAUUUUUCAACAACAAGGAAGGAUAUUAGGAUUAGUGAGCCCCUAAUAAGUGAGGGUCAGGUUGAAAGGCAGGCCCUUAACUGGCAUUAUUACAUCAUAUCCCUUAUCAGGGUUACCUCACCUCACCUUCAAAUAUUGUUAAGAGUAUCAAAAGAGAAAAAGAGACUCUAA
Ruditapes philippinarum (Manila clam) is the source of this 720-nucleotide messenger RNA. RefSeq lists its product as uncharacterized. NCBI's taxonomy places the organism in Eukaryota, Metazoa, Mollusca, Bivalvia, Venerida, Veneridae. The record is from RefSeq and is a predicted model, not a curated record.